Molecule: messenger RNA, 2070 nt
Organism: Drosophila obscura
Lineage: Eukaryota; Metazoa; Arthropoda; Insecta; Diptera; Drosophilidae
Exons: 2
Coding region: 1-2070 (689 amino acids)
Source: RefSeq, a predicted model, not a curated record
AUGUGGACGGACGUCGAGGCCGAGUACAAGGCCUGCCCCGUGCAGCUUCAGCUCCAGGGCCAGGCAUCACACGCCUCUGCAUCGUGCCCCUCCUGCAUCCGGCGUGACGGCUUCGACAUCCGCCAAACUCCCAGCUCAUCCAAAUCUCAGCCCAACGUACAGAGCUAUUUCGCCUCCAGCACAAGUACCGUUCUUCUGAGCACGGCACUCAUUAAUAUUUGCCACCUGGGGACCAAUUUCCGUGCCCGCGCACUGAUUGACUCAGGCUCCGAGGCGACGUUCAUCACUGAACGUCUCUUUAACAUUAUUAAGCCACCGUUUGAAGCCAUACAGGCUCAAGUCGCAGGUUUAAACCAAACCGUAGUGGCUAAGGCGCAAAGGCACGGUCACUUCAUGAUCGGGGCCGCCUCCAGGCCUGGCCUCAAAAUCGAGACCGUGGCAUAUGUUCUGCCUCAAUUAGCAGGUAACCUUCCCUCAUAUCCGAUAUCGCAGCACUUCUUGGACAAGCUUUCAAACCUUCCGCUGGCAGACCCCUCCUUCCACCGAAGCUCGCAGAUUGAUGUGCAUUUAGGCGCUGACAUCCUUCCUUCUAUCCUGUUGAGCGGCUUCCGGUCUGACAUUUGCGGCUCGCUGCUAGGACAAGAGACCAUCUUCGGAUGGGUCCUAUCCGGUCCGGUAUCAGCUGACUCGACUCGGACGGUUUCCGCCUUCACCACGAAGCUCUCGUUAGAUUCGGACGUCCGACUCGAGAAGCUUCUCACCAAAUUCUGGGAGGUGGAGGACCUUCCGGGGAGAUCGACGAGUGAGUCAGAUUAUGUGUGCGAGGAAAACUUCCGCAAGACCACUAAACGAGGCCCCGAUGGGAGGUAUAUUGUUACUCUCCCUUUCAAGUGUCCAGAAAAUGUCGAUCUAGGACACUCCAGGUGCGCGGCACAGGCCCAGUUCCUUAAAAACGAGCGGCGUCUGCAGCGGAAUUUGCCGCUCAAAGAGCAGUACGACGCCGUUAUCCAGGAAUAUUUAGAGCUAGGCCACAUGACAGCGGUUACACCCAGUCAUGACACCGGCCAUUACUACCUUCCACAUCACGUCGUGUUUAAGCCCGACAGCACCACAACCAAACUGCGCGUGGUCUUCAACGCAUCCAGCCCGUCUUCCAACGGGAAAAGCCUCAACGACACAUUGCAUUCGGGGCCAGUCCUUCAGUCUGACUUGACCACGCAAAUCCUGAGGUGGCGAGUCUUCCGCUAUAUCUUCAAUGCCGACAUCAGCAAUAUGUACCGCCAGAUCCAAGUGUCUUCCCAACACACGCCCUAUCAGCGAAUACUCUUUCGCGACCGUAAUGGGGACGUGUGUGACUACGAGCUUGCCACUGUCACCUUCGGAGUCAAUUGCGCACCGUACCUCGCCCUUCGCGUCAUUAAGCAACUCGCACAAGAGGUGCGCCCACAGUUGCCAAUGGCAAGCGACAUCCUGGAGAGCUACAUGUACGUGGACGACGUGCUGGCUGUUGCUCACACUCAAUCGCAGGCAAUCUCCGCCAUUUCAGAAUUACGCAAAGCGCUCGACUCCGCAGGGUUUCCACUCCGAAAGUGGACAGCGAACCACAAGGGCGUACUGCGCGACAUUCCGGUCGACCACCUACUUCGAGCUGACUUCCUAGAGCUUGACGAAAGUAGCAUCGCUAAGACAUUGGGGAUGCGAUGGCAAGCCAGUGCCGAUGAAUUCUUCUUUGCUCCUCCCGAAGUACUUCAGCGGGAGUCCUGCACGAAGCGCAAUGUGCUAUCGCAGAUUGCGCAGCUGUUCAAUCCAGCGGGAUGGCUUGCCCCCUUUGUCAUCCAAGCCAAAAUGUUCAUGCAGGAAAUUUGGCUAAGAGAGUUAGGGUGGGAUGACGUCCUCCCUAGCGAUCUAUCUCACACCUGGGAGACGUUCCUGAAGAGUUUUCCGGCCAUCCAGGAUAUCCGCAUUCCGCGGUGGUUGCACGUUUGUCCAAUGGCCAAGGUGCAGAUACAUGGCUUCUGCGACGCGUCUCAACGUGCCUAUGGGGCAGCGAUUUACAUCCGAGUUGAGUGA